Nanorana parkeri is the source of this 2378-nucleotide messenger RNA. RefSeq names its product centrosomal protein 83 (gene CEP83). Gene Ontology annotation, cellular component: centrosome. The transcript has 16 exons. Lineage: Eukaryota; Metazoa; Chordata; Amphibia; Anura; Dicroglossidae. The coding region runs from base 186 to 2378 and encodes 730 amino acids. The record is from RefSeq and is a predicted model, not a curated record.
GCCUGAUCUGAUCAUGUGACUCGUGUGGUUGUUAUGGAAACCGGACGCCGGAAUCCGUUCUUGUGUGUGUGGUCUCUGCCCCAAGUGUGUGAGGACGUAUGGCAUACGAAACAAGGGAGUUGAUGUAAAGAAGCAAAAACCAAGGAAACCAACCCAUGCCACUCCUGUGAUCUGUGGAUUUUCACAUGCUUACAAGAACCUCUCCUGGUAACAAGAUGGAGUCUUCCUUUCCAGCUGUGUUCCCCCAAACAAGUGAAACCUUUACUGUCCCUUUGACAGAGACAGAGCUUCAUAAACUUUUAAUUGAUGAAAAAAUGCGAUGUGAAGACCACAAGUCCAACUAUCAGACUCUGAAAGCUGAGCACACCAGGUUGCAAGCUGAUUAUAUAAAGUCUCAAAAUGAAUGUAAGCAAUUUGCUGCUGAGAUUCGGAGCAUGCAUGAAAAAUAUAAACUUCUACUGGAGGAACUGCGCGGAGAGCUUUUAGAAAAAACAAGUGAAAUGGAGGAGCUAAAGCUACAAGUGCUGUCACCUCACAAACUAGAACUAUUAAAAAUUCAAAUACAGCAAGAAAUCGAAGCUCCAGUGCGACAACACUGUCAAAAACUGGUUGAAGAUACUGAAAAAUAUCGCGCAGACUACAAUAAACUGCGUUAUGAAACAAGUAUUCUUGCAGCUCAGCUUGAGCAACAGAAAGAGGAGCAGACUCGUGUUUUAGCAGAGCAGAAGAUCAAGUAUGAAGCUGAGAUCUCACAGCUAGAAAAAGAUAAAGAAGAACUUCAAAAUCAGAUAAUAAGUGUUGAUCCCACAAGAGAUAGCAAACGUGUAGAGACGCUCUUGGGAGAAAAAGUCCAAUUAUGCCAAAUGAUAAAAGAUUUAAAGGCUGAGGUGACAGAACUUCGAGCAUCUAGAGACCAUUAUGGAUCACAAGCAGAAAAUGUACAAAGAUCCCAAAAGCAACUGUUUGCCGAGACCCAGGCAACUAUCCGAUCCCUUGAGGCAGAGAAGCAGUCUUUAAAACUGAGCCAGGAACGACUAGAAAAUGAGCUUCACAUGACAACAGAACAAAAUGACAUCUUAAAUAAAAAACUGCUGGAAGUGGAGAGAAAGGUUCAUACACUCACUAGCAAAAUCGAUAAGCUAAAGCAUUCCCAGAGCAUUGAAAUUACCAACAUAAAAUUAGAAUCUGCCAGAGCAAAGAAUGAAGCUGAGAAAGAUAAAGACAAGUUUCAAGGUCAACUCGAAGACUUAGAAACAGAAAAUGGGAUUCUGACAGCAACCCUGGAACGCCAAAAGGAGCUUCUGGCUGAGAAAGAGCGCGAGCUAAUACGUAAAGUGCAAGCUGCCAAAGAAGUAGGACUUCAGGAAACUGCUACAAUCCUGGCUGAAAGGAUGGAACUAGAAAACAGACUAGCUGAACUGGAGAAGUAUAAAGAGGACCAGGACCAUCAGAACAACACGGAAAUAAGUCAACUCAAAGAAAAGGUUCAUAUUGCUCAGUUAGCAGAGGAAUCUGUCAGAAAGGAACUUCAGAAUUUAAGGUCUAAACUCCAGCAACAAGUGUUCUAUGCAGAACAGAUAAAGAAGGAAGUUCAUGAUGUAGCAGACCUCAAACGAGAAAUGAAAGACUUACAAACUCAGGUAGCAUCUUUAUCAGAGUCUGAAAACAAUCUACUGCGCACAAAUGAGAAACUAAGGGAAAGGGUAGAACAUCUUCAACAAGAAAAUCGCAGUGCUAGAAGCCAGGCAGAAAAGGCUCAGCAUGAUGCAGAAAAAGAACUUGAGGGGAAUAGAAUUGAGUGGCUCCAGGAGAAACAUAAACUACAGGAGAACCUGUCCCGACUAGAAGACAAAUACAAGGAGUUAAAAGACAAAUUGCACAGGGCAGCUGUAGCUCAGAAAAAGAGAAAAAACAUACAUGACAACAAGUGUAAAAAACUACAAGCAAGGGUCGAAAUUUUGGAGGCAAAAAAAGAGGAACUGGAGACGGAAAAAUCUGUAUUGAAUAGGCAAAACAUUUCUCAAGAAGAGUAUGUACGUCUACAGAGAAGGCUGAAGGACCUCCAGCGUAGACACAAUGAGUUUCGCACUGUAAUACUUGGACCAAACAUUGCCACAUCUGGCUUUCUGCAUCCAGCCAGUUACCUGUCUUCCACACUGGUUCCAGGUGCUGAGUUUUCUGUCCAUAGUGUUCAGGAGGAACAACAUCAAAAAGAGCUUUCUAUGCUUCGAAAAAGACUGGAGGAAUUGGAAAUUGCACAGGAGAGGCAAUUAGAAGAACUUGCUCCACCUAUAGAGCGCAAUAAGGUAGAGACUGGAGGCUCAGGACAUCGGCGCAGGAAUACAGAAGAAGAAGAAGAGAAUAGUGCCUCAGGCUAA